Nerophis ophidion (straightnose pipefish) is the source of this 5255-nucleotide messenger RNA. Its product is annotated as zinc finger CCCH domain-containing protein 6. The coding region runs from base 399 to 3698 and encodes 1099 amino acids. The transcript has 12 exons. Lineage: Eukaryota; Metazoa; Chordata; Actinopteri; Syngnathiformes; Syngnathidae. The record is from RefSeq and is a predicted model, not a curated record. Gene Ontology annotation, cellular component: nucleus. Gene Ontology annotation, biological process: negative regulation of DNA-templated transcription. Gene Ontology annotation, molecular function: metal ion binding; RNA binding.
AAUACACGCUCCUGGGCUGUGCGCGACGGGGCUCAGUAGCCAUUUUGAGGGUGAUGUCGCUGUUGCGAAAGCUUGUGAAGAUGCUGAUAUCAACGAACAUGGUUACAACACUGAUUGUUUCUCCCUCCGUCUCCUCUCUUCUUGCAUCAUGGCAGCUGUCAACCGACGGGACAUUAGCAAAGCGGGGUACCGAGCUGUGCUCACAGAGUUAAAACGUCAUUGAUAUGAAAGAGGAGGGUGUCUGUACACUGUCUCAGUGGAGACGUGAAACACCGUGAGUUUUUUCUUCCUCCAGUCUGAACAUCUUCCAGCAUCUGUCACAACACAACGUCUCAUUGACGGGUUGACUUCAUGCACUCUUGUACGGGACUGAGCAGUCAAGCAGAUUCGCUUUCCAAAUGGCCUCUGUGAGCCUUGUUGCCAGUCUCCCUGCCCCUGUUCUUGACAAAAACAUGACAGACUCUGAGCUGGCAGGGGACGAAAGGGAGGAUGGAGAGUUGGAAGAUGGUGAAAUAGAUGAUGAGGGGAUUGGGAUUGAGGAGGAAAACAAAGAGGCUGCAGAGGUGAAUGAAAACAAAGAGAAGGGAAAAGAGAAAGAGCGAGAAAAAGAAAAAGAUGAAAAGGCCUACAGGCACUCAAGGAAACGGUACAAGAAGACCAAAGAGAAGAGGAGGUCCAAAAGGAGGAGGCGGGACAGACAGAAACGUCACUCGUCUUCAAGCAGCUCCAGUGACAGCUAUGACUCCGACUACGACCGGCCAGAGAGGCCCAAAAACAGGCAAAGUUAUGGACCUGGACGUGAUUCUGACCUGCAUACACGGGAUGCGAAAGGUUCACGUGGCAAUUCACACAAAUCCCCGCCUCACAAAAGCAGUGAUUUUGACAAAUACAGCGACUACAGCAACGACAACUAUGACUAUGAAGACGAAGAGGAUCAUUACGAUGAUGAAAUGUCGGAGUACCCGCAUUCUAAAGAUUCCUCAUCCGGGCUGGGAAGGGGACGCCUGGGAAGGGAGCAGAUAGGGAAGAGGGGGAGCAUGAGGUGCAUGAAACAACCACAAUUCGGGCAGCGAGGGAGAGGCAGAGGGAGCGGACCUGGAAGAGGACGAGGGAUGCUCAAUAAGAACAAGAAGAUGAAGGGAGGAAAACCCUGGGUGGUACGUGGGGGAAGAGGCAGAGGGGGAGAACAGGACAUGGAAGACAUGCCUCCAGAGGUCAAAAAUUCCGGUUUUCAGAAGAAGCGUCUGGUUAUGAGCAAGGAGUUUAUCAGUCAGCACACGGUGGAACACAAUGGAAGAUACAUCUGCAAGUAUUUCCUGGAGGGUCGAUGCAUCAAGGGGGAGCAGUGCAAGUUUGAGCACGAGCUUGUCAUUCCAGAUAAGAAGAAGGAACUUUGCAAGUUCUACCUCCAGGGAUACUGCAGUAAAGGAGACCAUUGCAUUUACAUGCACAAUGAAUAUCCUUGCAAGUUCUUCCACACUGGAGCCAAAUGCUAUCAAGGGGACAACUGUAAAUUUUCACAUGAUGCUCUGACUGAUGUCACCAAAGAGUUGCUCGAUAGGAUCAUUAACACUGAGGAGGAAAACGCCCGUGAGGACGAGUUGGAGCUGGAGGACCUGAGAAAACAAGGCAUUGCUCCACUUCCCAAGCCUCCUCCAGGUGUGGGCUUGCUUCCCACGCCUGGUCAAAAUAGUCCAGAUGGAGCUUCUUGUGAGGCAGGGAAGAAGAUCCCCUCCAUCUUCGAAAUUAAAGUUCAACCUACAGUUGGCUUGGCACAGAUGAUCAGUUUGAAUGAGUCCAACUACUCCCAGGAUCCCAAUGAAGGCAAUGGAGCAUCAGAUGAAACACAAAGUGGCGCUAUGGCUUCUUCUGGACCCGAUGCUUCCUCAGGGUCACCGGGUUCUAUGGGGUACCAAGUAGGAGGACCCAUGAGUGAACAGCCACACCAUGGAUACUCAAUGCAGCCGCCGGUGUUCCAUGGAAACGUCAACAACCCUCAGAUGAACAUGCAGGGGCCUCCCUUCCCUGGAGGACCAGAUCUGCAGAUGCUACAAAGCCUCUUGGCUCUACCGUCACUGGGUCAGAACCCAAUAGAACUCCUUAGUAACUUGCUUCAAAACCAGCCCACAGGUCAACAAGCAGAUCCUGGCAUGACGCUGAUCCAGAACCUCCAGCAGCAGAUCGGCGUGGACGUCCAGCUGCAGUCUUUACCUCCAGCAGUGCAGAAAGCCAUCAUUCUCCACCUGACGCAGCAACAACAAGAGUCAAAGCCGCAGGUGACGGACAGUCAGGACGACAAGAACAGAGAUGACACAAACUGGUACUCGAGUGACGACGAGGACGGGAGUAGUGUAUCCUCCAUCCUAAAAUGUCUGAAGAUGCAGCAGUCCAAGACCACAACACCUGUAUCUGCAGCACCCUCGGGUGACCCUCGUCUUGUUAAGGAGCGAACUCAGCCAAGUGACCCGCGGGUGAAAGCGGACCCACGGCAGCGACCCACUGACGUGAAGAAUCAGUGUGACGCAAGUUUGGAUCCACGACUCUCUCGGGACCCCAGGAAGCAGAGAGCCAUGGAGUCGAGCUCCUCCCGUCCAAAGAACCACCCUGUUGCCAAAAAACAGCCCACUGGAGACGAAGACGAGGAAGGGGAGCGAGAACUCCGAGACAGAGCCGCCCUCAUACCAUUGGAAGCCAGUUCAGGUGUGGUGCUGCGGGACCCUCGGUGCCAGCUGAAGCAGUUCAGCCACAUCCGGGUGGACAUUUUGCUUCAGCGCCCUACCUUCGCCCAAACUGUAGUCUGGGCUCCUGAGGACCUGAUCCCGUGUCUGGUUCCCAAACAAGAGCACUCCAUUAAUUUGCCACUGCCACCGCUGAUCGCGGAUGCUCAGAUGAACAGAAGUCUACCCGAGCACCCGCCCGCCUCCAGCCCGCCGCCCACUGACCCCCGACUGGCAGCCGCUCGAUUGAAGGAGCGUCUGACUCGACUGCCAUCUGGGUCUUCAGCGGACAGACCCUUAGAUCCACGUCAACAAAAGAAUUUAGACCCCAGACUCAAGCGUACAGGAAGUCUGGAAUCCAAGCUAAUUGGUCAGAAGGAGCCCUCCGUUGUGGACCCCAGGUUGCAAAAGACAGGUGCUGGAUCCUCCAUCUCUGAGAAGCUUCCACCGUAUGCGCCUCGACUGGCAUCGUCUGGGGGCGUCCUUGAAAGCCCCACCACAAUCCUGGGGGGUAUCAGUCUGUACGACCCCCGGAGUCAAACGGUUCAAAAGGAUCAGGUAGACCCUCCGAAGAAAGCGGGCAUUUUGAAAAACACGAUUAAGAACAACACUCCUCCAGUGCAACCGAUCGCCUCAAGUCAACGCCGCGCCUCUUUGGACGAGACAAAAAGCGCAGACUCAGCCUCUGAUCCUUCUCAGCAAGCGAGCCCAGCCCCGGUUUCAUCGGACUCGGCUGUCACACCCCCUGCUGUGCAUAACCUACCCAUCCAGGCUCUGGCGGGCCUGAUCCGACCCCAGUACACGGACCCUAGGCAGGCCAAGUUAACAGGACUUGGAUCUGCUGGGGCACAAGAGGAGGCGGAGGAGAAAGAAGUGCGUAUGAAGGAACCUACCCAAGAAGACAAAGAGGAGGUCGAGGACAGGACUCUCAAAGCUGUAUUCAAGACCUUUGACCCCACAGCUUCUCCUUUCUGUCAGUGAACUGCGUUUUUUUUUAUCAGUGAGACAUGUCAGUCAUGAGUAAGCUCUCUCUCUCUCUCUCUCUCUCUCUCUCUCUCUUUAUAUAUAUAUAUAUAUAUGUUUAUUUGUAUACAUUCAUAAUAUUUCAAAGCGAUCAUGGUCAAGAUGGUUUAAGUCAGCAUGUGUAUCUAAAAAAAACAUGACUUCAUACCCAAUACUAACUAUAAGUGGUCCUCGCUUUAUGACAUUUUGUGGUUAAUUGAUUACCAAUAACUAGUUCUGUGCGUGCGGCGGAAGAAUACGCACAUGGAGUAAUACAUAGACAUCACUCUUGUCCUGUUUAGUUCACUUUUUAACCUUACCCUCCAUUAUGUCUACCAAGCGUGAGGCAGACUCUUCUAUUGGCAGCACGUGAAAAACUAAACAAAGUGAAAUGAGUUACUGUGAAGCGAAUUAAUGAAAAAGCUGAGUGGAGAAGUGGAAAAAUCCACAUCCAAGCUGCUCAAAAGGUGUGACUUAAGGAUCUUUUCAUUUGAAAUAGACAGUGAUUUCUAAGCAGCAUUAUUGAGACUUGUCCUCCUAAUGAGCUUGGCUCUCCCUUCCUCGCAGCACCGCUUUUGUAUUACUGUUUAUUCUUGUAUCUGAAUGUUUUAUUGUUGAAUUGUCUUCCAUGUGUUCUGAGUGACUUGAGUAUUAGGUCAAAUUUUCAUCAGUCGCGGGAAGUCGCUCGUAACCCGGGGACCACUUGGCAUGAGCCACAUUUUGAAUGAGGUCAUUUUAGAUUUUUUUACAGGUAGGUUAGAUGAAACAUUUUCUACUUCCAUGUUUUCUCACUGUUUAAUAUAAAGUCUUGAUGCUUGUGUUCACUUUUAUGAAGAGAUUUUUAACCAUAAAUGGAUUUCUUAUGUCUUUUUAAUUCAAGUUCUGCCUCAUUACAGUCAAACACAAUUUCAUCAGCAAAAUAUUAUUUUUUUAUGUUUAUAUUUCUGCUUACAGUGUGCGUCAUUUUAAAAUGUGUAAAUUAUGGAGUCUUCUAUCAAAAAUGGCGUCCACGCUCCAUGGCUGUUUAAUAACACUCCAUUAUAGACUAUUUUCUAGUGACAAGCUUGUAAAUUAUACUAAAUAUUAAAUGUUUUUACUUUCAUAUUUUCUGCCUGAAAAUAAUUACAAGUGACAUGUGACUAAUUUACACAUAAGCCAUAUUAGUACUUCUUGAUGGAUUUUUUUUGUUUGUGUCUUCAAAAUGUAAAUGCAUUUUUUUUAAACGACGUGUUUUCAUUGAUAAUCAUGUUAUUCGUCAGUGCACUGCAGCAUUUUAAUUGACUGUACAUAUCUUAAUAGAUAAUAAAUGUAAUACCACAAUCCUACAUAACAUUUAGUGCUGUGUUGGAAUUGAUCUCACAUGGCAGUCAGCUAUGUGAACCACUACACUACUAAAAUCUACAACCACAUAGUUUGUACUAUUUUCUUUUUUACAUGAUGUUUGUACUUUUCUAUUUGCUCUCUUUAUGUUCUAUGUGCACUUGUCAGAGGUAGUCAUUACUUUUUGGAAACAAUAAAGAGCACCUUUCCCUUGAA